This is a messenger RNA of Folsomia candida, 1924 nucleotides long. RefSeq lists its product as uncharacterized. The record is from RefSeq and is a predicted model, not a curated record. Bases 391 to 1395 code for a protein of 334 amino acids. The transcript is spliced from 6 exons. NCBI's taxonomy places the organism in Eukaryota, Metazoa, Arthropoda, Collembola, Entomobryomorpha, Isotomidae.
AUCUUAAAUACAUGCGUUUGUCCCCACAAUGUCUCCAAGGUUAGGUAGCCUAUUUAUGCAUCAAACUGGAGUCAUGUACACCAACAUGAAGAGAAAAUGUACAAAAAACUGGACAACUGCGUAGAUUUACUACAAAUGGUGAGAACCCCAUGCAAAGUCAAGGCAGUAAUUGCGAGUGGCGUGGGUCUGUCAUAAUGAAAAGUGAUUUUUUUGAGGUGUAUAACCUCUGUGGGAAUCUCGAACUGAUUCCUCGAUUAAUUAUGACUUGAACCUAUGUAUAGUUGAGUAUAUAUGUAGCUGUCCAAAGAAUAAAAAUUUGUUCCAGUGGUAUUCUCUCAACCAGCAAGCCCACAUUGUUCCAAAUAAUUUGUAAAUAACCUCAAAAUAAACAUGAAUUUAAUUAUGAAAGUUGUAUUACUAAUUGCAGUGUCAGUUGUUCUUGACCAUAAUUUCACCAAUGUGAGUGCGAGGGACCGGAAAAUCAGAGCCACGAUACCGGGCACAGGGUGGACUUCAAUGGAAUAUUUUCCCCCUGAUUUCAUGGACUAUGAGAACAGCAACAGAAUUUACGGGGGAAAUGACAAGCAACCCCCCAUUUUUCAGAGAGACCAAAUAACUGGAAGGAUUUCUCAUACUGACGACAAAGAUCAGUUUGCACUGAAAAAUCAACCUGAACAAUUUCCAUUACCGAAAAUAAUUGAUAGAAAUGGGUACAUUAAACCCACUAAACAGUCAGUAGGAACCGUUGACAUUACUCCACCAUUUGAGACGCACUACACUUAUCCCUUCGAGUCAAAAUCCGAGUUCAUCUGCCCUCAAAAUGACAUUGCUGGUUACAAACGCUUCGCAUACUCGAGAAAACACAAUAAAUGCUUCGAAGUCGGAUACAGGGGACCAUGCAAACCAAACAUGAAAUUUUUCUUGGAUCGCUCUGGGUCUCAAUUCGGGAAAUGUGAUUGCGAUCCUGAAGUUGGAUAUAAUUGCGGGCGGCCGUUAGUAUUUUUGGACGACUGGUGUUAUCCUGUUUAUUCCCAGGGACCAUGUCACCAUAAUGACUGGCUAGUUCUUGAUCAGGGUCAGCCACGCUGUGAAAGAAACGCAUGUUCUUGGCAGCAAACUUUUGACAAAAUUAAAGAAACCGAUUGUUUACACUGGGUUUACAUGAAUGGAAAUUGUCAUCUAACUUCAACCCGGGCCUUCUGUGAAAGGGACGAAGUUUUAUUUUGGGAUGUUUAUGACUCAAGAGCUACAGAUCCCACAUGCAUCCCCGCAUGGUCGUACCCAGCAGACUUUAUGAAUUACAGGAUUGAUAAGAGGAGAAUUGAUCCAGCACUUCCUUGCUUCCCUGGGCAAAGGCAAACAAUUGCACGGCAAUGUCAACCAAACUACAAAUGAUUGGCGUUUGUUAUUACGGAUGAAGUAGCGAGGAUAACCUUUACCAAAUAAUAAUUUAAAACAAAACAGUAAAAUUACUUACUUGAAUAUAAUUUCCUUAAUUAAAAUCCCAAAAUUUAUCAAUUGAUUUUCAAAAAAGGAAACAACAUUUGUUCAAAUUAUCACAUAAACUUAAGCAUGAUGUUUAUUGCAUGUAUUUCACUUUAGCACAAUAUCAGUUUGGUGUAAUACAUAUGUACAUUAUGUAUGCAUAAGUAUAGUUAUCCGCUCUUGAAGCUAGGUUAAUAAUAUAAAACAACCUCAUAAAUGUUAUGAUGUAUUUAAGUUUAAAUAGAAUAAAACUACCCCAAUUAAAAUGAGUUUGGUAUCGACAAUUAUUUAUGGAUUAAUUAACAGAUUUUUGCAUAUACAUAAUUAUUAUGACUGAUAGUUUACGUAUUGCGUCAAUUUGAACGGAACUUUUUCAUGUUUUUGGGAAGAAUGAUCCCUCAUUAUCAUCUUAUAUAUAGUAGUAUCAGCUUCUUAUAAA